Thlaspi arvense is the source of this 1200-nucleotide messenger RNA. The record is from the annotation of a GenBank genome assembly. NCBI's taxonomy places the organism in Eukaryota, Viridiplantae, Streptophyta, Magnoliopsida, Brassicales, Brassicaceae.
AUGUCUUUGUCUUCAAGAACAGUUAUUGUGGUUUUGUGUUUUCUGCUGGUGCUGGCUCCAUGCUUUAAUAGCGCAACAAGCGAUGAAGUUCGUUCUAGAUGUGACUCUCACAGCUUUAACAACGGGAAACACUUUCGUUCUUGCAUCGACCUUCCGGUGUUAGACUCGUUUCUACACUUCAGCUACGUCCGUGAAACCGGAGUGCUUGAGGUUGCGUACCGUCACGCCAACAUCGAGUCUUCUAGUUGGAUCGCUUGGGGCAUAAACCCGACGGGCAAAGGCAUGUUAGGAGCUCAAACCCUCUUGGCUUACCGUAACUCCACUUCCGGUGCUAUGCGAGCAUAUACUUCCUCAAUCAAGGGCUACUCAACUAAGCUUCAAGAAGGUCCUCUCAGCUUCCGUGUAACGCAGCUAUCCGCUGAAUAUCUCAAUAAGGAGAUGACUAUAUUCGCCACUAUAGUGUUGCCUUCUAACACAACCGUCGUGAAUCAUCUGUGGCAAGACGGUCCGCUGAAGGAAGGAGAUAGACUUGGGAUGCACGCCAUGGGUGGAGACCAUCUCAAGUCCAUGGCUACUUUGGAUUUGCUCUCCGGACAAGUCACGGCAACGAAACCAGCGAACGGCAACAUGUUACUAGUCAAGCGGAUCCACGGAGUAGUGAACGCGGUGAGCUGGGGGAUAUUCAUGCCCAUAGGAGCCUUGGCUGCAAGGUACAUAAGGACCUACCAAGGAUUGGAUCCCAUGUGGUUCUACGUCCACGUCUUUUUUCAAACCACCGGUUAUGCCGCCGGUUUAAUCGGAGGACUAGCAACCGCAGUCUAUAUGGCGGUACAGACGGGGAUGAGAGCAACGCCGCAUACGGUGAUAGGGAUGUUACUGUUCUGUCUAGGGUCACUGCAGAUAGUUGGGGUCUUUGUAAGACCGGGCAAGGAGCAUAAGUAUAGAAAAUAUUGGAACUGGUACCAUCACACUAUGGGAUACGUUGUGAUUGUACUGAGCAUCUACAACAUCUACAAAGGGUUAGCCAUCUUGAAACCCGGAAGCUCGUGGAAGAUUGCUUACACUAGCAUCAUCGGUUUCAUUGGAUUGUUCGCGGUGGUGAUGGAGAUUGUGCAAUUUGACAAGAGAUGGGAUGCCUUGUGCUUCAAGAGAUCUAAUAAAGACCUAGAAGCUGAUCAAACUGCUUCCAUUGAUGUCUAA